AUGAGGCCGUUUUCUCUCUUCACCAGCGCCAUGGCCGCGCUGUCGAGCGUCGCCCGCGCCGAGCUCAACCUCUCGGAGCCGCUGCGCUCCAAGCAGCUGCUCCCCAGCACAUUCACGCCCCCGCAGGUCUUCAAGAACGCCCAUCUGGUCAGGACAAGCAACCUGGACAAGGCGUACGCCCGCGAGACGGUCAACGUGCUCAUUGAAAACAUCGACGCGAAGCCGCAGUCCGAGUACUACGUGCCCUUCGACGCCAGCCUGCUGGCCAAGGUCGGCGGCUUCGAGGUGAGGGACAAGAAGAAGGCGGCGGCGGGCACCUUCAGGGCCGAGGUCGUGGGCCUCGAGCAGGGCAGCAGCACCGAGUUCUACCGCGUCCACCUGCCCGAGCCCCUCGCGCCCGGCGCCCAGCAGACCAUCAGCAUCUCGUACGCGGUGCUGUCGUCGCUCCACCCCGUGCCCGCGGAGCUCGCCCAGACGGCCAAGCAGUACCUCCAGUACUCGUUCAGCGCCUACGCGCCCUCGGCCUACCCCACCGACAAGCAGCGCACCAAGGUCAAGUUCCCCAGCGCCGACGUCACCGACUACACCACCCUGCCCGCCGAGCUCAACGACGAGGGCAAGACGGACCCCCAGAAGCAGGGCUCCACCUUCACCUACGGCCCGUACGCAAACGUCCCCGCCGGCGCCCACCAGCCCGUCAGCGUCCGCUACGAGUUCACCAAGCCCGUCGUCCACUCCACCCUGCUGGAGCGCGACAUCGAGGUCUCGCACUGGGGCGGCAACCUCGCGACCGAGGAGCGCUACUGGCUCGUCAACCAGGGCGCCGGCCUCAAGAACCACUUCUCCCGCGUCGAGUGGCAGAAGCAGUCGUACAUGAACCCGCCCACCUUUGCCCUCAAGGGCCUGAACCUGCCCCUCGCACCGGGUGCCGUCGACCCCUACUUCACCGACGACAUCGGCAACGUCUCCACCUCGCGCUUCCGCCCGGGCAACAAGGAGAACCUGCUCGAGCUGAAGCCGCGCUACCCCGUCUUCGGCACCUGGAAGUACAGCUUCCGCGUCGGCUGGAACGCAGACCUGUCGACCUACCUGCGCAAGCUGGCCAAGGCCGACACGUACGUGCUCAAGGUCCCCUUCCUCGAGGGCCCGCGCGCCGUCGAGGGCAUUUCCUACGGCCGCGUCAUCCUGCGCGUCAUCCUGCCCGAGGGCGCCACAAACGUCCGCUUCCACACCACCGUGCCCAUUGUCGACAACACCACCACCCUGCACAAGACCUUCAUGGACACCCUGGGCCGCACCACCCUCACCCUGACCGCCAUCAACCUCGUCGACGACUUCAGGGACAGGGACCUGCUCGUCACCUACGACUACCCCUGGGCUGCGGGCUACCGGAAGCCCGUCGUCCUCACCCUCGGCGCCUUUGCCGUCUUCGCCUUCAUCUGGGCCGUCGGCAGCAUCGACACGUCGAUUGGCAAGAAGAAGACGGCGUAG
Messenger RNA from Ascochyta rabiei, 1491 nucleotides. Its product is annotated as dolichyl-diphosphooligosaccharide--protein glycosyltransferase subunit 1. NCBI's taxonomy places the organism in Eukaryota, Fungi, Ascomycota, Dothideomycetes, Pleosporales, Didymellaceae. The transcript has a single exon. Gene Ontology annotation, cellular component: oligosaccharyltransferase complex; membrane. The record is from RefSeq and is a predicted model, not a curated record. Bases 1 to 1491 code for a protein of 496 amino acids.